AUGGCCGAUAAACAAAGACGCCGGGAUUGUAGAGAGUUGCUCUGUUGUUUUACGUUGGCUUUCCUUUGGGAGGCAGUUGCUGGGCAGAUUCACUAUUCGAUUCCUGAGGAAAUGCAGAAAGGCUUUUUCGUGGGGAACGUCGCAAAGGAUCUGGGGCUCGAUACAAAAAAAAUCUCAGACGGUGGAGUCCGAAUUAUUGCAGAAGGUAGGACGAAAUAUUUUGCUCUCAAUUUGCAGAACGGCUAUUUAUAUCUUAGCGAAAAAGUGGAUAGAGAAGAAAUAUGUGGCCGGAUCUCAAAAUGUUUGUUACAAUUGGAGAUUUUUGUUCAGGAACAGGUUAAACUUUAUACAGUUGAAAUUGAAAUCACCGACAGAGCUGAUGGUGCAAAAUACGCUGAACUGGUGCUAGAAAAAAAUCUAGACAGAGAAGAACAAGCCGUUUACAAUCUAGUCCUCACAGCCAUUGAUGGAGGAGACCCAGUCAGGUCUGGCACUGCGAGAAUCCGCGUUAUUGUUGAGGAUGCAAAUGACAAUGCGCCAGUUUUCACACAAUCUGUUUAUAAGGUGAAUGUUUUGGAAAACGUGUCUAUAGGUUCCCUUUUGGUUACAGUGAACGCCACUGACCUGGAUGAAGGAAUGAACUCAGAGGUAACAUACUCCUUCCGGAAAAUAUCAGAGAAAGCUUCAGACAUAUUCCAGCUGGAUUCUAAAACCGGGAAAGUGACAUUGACGGGGCACUUAGACUUCGAAGAAAGUGAAUUAUAUGAAAUAGAGGUUGAAGCCCGCGACGGGAGAGGACUCUCUGCUCGCACAAGAAUUUCGUUAGGUCUUAUGGAUGUAAAUGAUAACGCUCCGGAAAUUACAAUCACAACUCUCAUCAGCUCGAUCCCCGAAGACUCCUCAGAGGGAACUGUGAUCGCCUUUUUAAAAGUACGAGACGCAGAUUCAAGAGAGAAUGGUGACGUCACGUGCUCCAUCCCAGUCAACCUCCCCUGUCGGUUACAGAAAUUAUUUGACAAUUACUACAGUUUGGUGACAGACAGAGCACUGGACAGGGAGCAGGUCUCGGAUUACAAUGUAACGAUCACAGCCACAGACAGAGGGACUCCUGCUCUUUCCACAACCACGUUAUUCCUGUUGAAGGUUUUAGACAAAAACGACAAUCCGCCUGUCUUCAGCCAGACACUCUACACCUCUUACAUCACAGAGAAUAAUCCUAAAGGGGCUUCCAUUUUCACAUUAAAGGCAAACGAUGCUGAUUGGGAAGAGAACGCCAGAGUGACGUAUUCUGUUACUGAAGGUCAAAUUCAAGGAACUCCGCUCUCCUCCUCCAUCUCCAUUAACUCCGAGACCGGGGCUCUCUACGCUCUGCGCUCCUUCGAUUACGAACAGUUCCGGGAGAUUCGGUUCCAAGUGCAGGCUCAGGAUGGGGGUUCCCCACCUCUCAGCAGUAAUGUCUCCGUCACUCUCUUUAUACUGGAUCAGAAUGACAACAGCCCGCACAUCUUACACCCCUCCUUUCCCACCGAUGGCUCCACGGGAGUGGAGUUGGCCCCCCGCUCCUCCGAGCCGGGUUACCUGGUCACUAAGGUGGUGGCGGUGGAUGCAGACUCCGGGCAGAACGCCUGGCUCUCCUACCAGCUGCUGAAGGCUACAGAGCCGGGGCUCUUCUCUGUGGGACUCCACAGCGGCGAGAUCAGGACAGCGCGCUACUUUGUAGACAAAGAUGCGCUCAAGCAAAGUCUGGUGGUUUUAGUGAAGGACAACGGGCAGCCCCCUCUCUCUGCCACGGCCACUGUCACGGUGGUGGUGGCUGACAGCAUCCCCGAAAUCCUCUCCGAUUUAAGCAGCCUCUCAUCGCCUGCAGACCCCCAGUCCAACCUCACCUUGUAUUUGGUGAUCGCUGUGGCUUCCGUUUCCUGCUUGUUCUUUACCUUUAUCAUAGUGUUAAUGGCCCUGAGGCUCCGCCGGUGGAGAAACUCGCAGCUGUUUGACUCCUCGAGUGUGACGUUCAGUGGAGUUCCCGUCUCGCAGUUUGUGGGGCUCGAUGGAGUCAGAGCUUUUCUUCACUCCUACUCACAUGAGGUUUCUCUCACCACGGACUCCAGAAAGAGUCAACUGGACUUUCCUAAUGUCAGUUGUUCAAAUACGCUCACAGAUCAGCAGCCUUCUGAGAAAUCAUGUCCUCUUUUAGUCGAAGAAGUUUCAAAUAUCAAUAUUGAAGAUCAAGUCUCCCUUCAGUAUUACUUUUCAAAACUUCAAUGA
Molecule: messenger RNA, 2265 nt
Organism: Mauremys reevesii (Reeves's turtle)
Lineage: Eukaryota; Metazoa; Chordata; Testudines; Geoemydidae
Product: protocadherin gamma-A12-like
Exons: 3
Coding region: 1-2265 (754 amino acids)
Biological process (GO): homophilic cell-cell adhesion
Cellular component (GO): plasma membrane
Molecular function (GO): calcium ion binding
Source: RefSeq, a predicted model, not a curated record